Molecule: messenger RNA, 1006 nt
Organism: Lutra lutra (Eurasian river otter)
Lineage: Eukaryota; Metazoa; Chordata; Mammalia; Carnivora; Mustelidae
Gene: IL22RA2
Product: interleukin 22 receptor subunit alpha 2
Exons: 5
Coding region: 70-765 (231 amino acids)
Molecular function (GO): interleukin-22 receptor activity; protein binding
Source: RefSeq, a predicted model, not a curated record
UCCUCUUCUGUCCAGAGCUACACUCUCAGUGAGGGGGCCAUUGGUUGCCUAACCGGUCGCGCUCCAGCCAUGCUGCCCAAGCAUUGCUUUCUAGGCUUCCUCAUCUGUUUCUUCCCGACUGGGGUUGUAGAAACUCAGUCAGCCCAUGAGUCUCUGAAGCCUCAGAGAGUACAUUUCCAGUCUCGAAAUUUCCACAAUGUUUUGCACUGGCAGCCUGGGAGGACUUGCACCAGCAACAGCAGUAUCUACUUUGUGCAGUAUAAAACGUAUGGACAGAGACAAUGGAAAAAUAAAGAGGACUGUUGGGGUAUUCUAGAAUUCUUUUGCGACCUUACCAAUGAAACAUCAGAUAUACAGGAACCUUACUAUGGGCGAGUGAGGACCACCUCUGCUGGGAUCCACUCGGGCUGGACCAUGACACGGCGCUUCACUCCCUGGUGGGAAACAAGAAUAGAUCCUCCAGUCAUGAAUAUAACCCAAGUUAAUGGAUCUUUGUUGGUGAUUCUCCAUGCUCCAAAUUUACCAUAUAGAGACCAAAAAGGAAAAAAUGUAUCAAUAGAAGAUUAUUAUGAGCUAGUAUACCGAGUCUUUAUAACUAAUAAUUCACUGGAAAAGGAGCAAAAGGUAUAUGAAGGAGCUGGUAGAGUUGUUGAAAUUGGAGCUCUGGCACCUGGCUCUGCUUACUGUGUGGUGGCUGAAAUUUAUCAACCCAUGCUAGGCCGAAGAAGUCAGAGAAGUGAAGAAAGAUGUGUGGAACUUCCUUGAAGGGGUAUGGAGUGCUCCACAACAUGGCAAUCAAAAGCUCUUUGAGAGUGGGAUGGCUCAUUGUUGAAGCAUCUCACUGAACGUUGUGUUUAUAUUUUCUUGAUGCGGUGUUCACUAUUAGACUUUGGGGAGCGCUUUGCUUAUCCAUUCUUUCUUCCUUUACAUUUUACUAUAAACUGAUUUAGGCAACACCACUCAAAACAUUGGAAUUAGGGGCGCCUGGGUGGCUCAGUGGGUUAAA